Polychytrium aggregatum is the source of this 257-nucleotide messenger RNA. RefSeq lists its product as uncharacterized. NCBI's taxonomy places the organism in Eukaryota, Fungi, Chytridiomycota, Chytridiomycetes, Polychytriales. The transcript has a single exon. The record is from RefSeq and is a predicted model, not a curated record. Bases 20 to 244 code for a protein of 74 amino acids.
AUCCAAACAGCGAGCUCUUAUGGUGCGGAUAAUCAGCUGCCGCAGAGCCAUCUGUCACUCGGCCCGUCUCGUCACGAUCUAUCUCAUAUGGCGGUGCUGCCUUGGCCUGGGCUGUCUGUCCAAAGGCUGUUCGGUUGAAAGUGUCUCCUCCCCCUUCCUCAGUCAAGCUUCUAAUGGUCAAAUAUUUCUGUCUCUCUUCCCUCUCCAUCAUUUCAUAUCGAUUUCUGAACGGCAGGAUGAUUGAGGUCAUGCAUGUC